This is a messenger RNA of Effrenium voratum, 1661 nucleotides long. The record is from the annotation of a GenBank genome assembly. Lineage: Eukaryota; Dinophyceae; Suessiales; Symbiodiniaceae.
ACCUAGUGCGUGUUCGGCCAGUGAUGGAUGGCGCUGGUGGCUGCCUUUCUGCUUCAAAUCCUGCCGGGCCUUGCCAUGGUGUCGAUCACGAAGCCAGACCUGCACCAGUGGAUACCUCACCUGAGGCCGCGGACCCUGCAUUCAGGGUCCUUGGACCAACUGAUGGCGCAGUACAGAGUGGUGGUAGUGAUGACCACCAUCCCCAGCCGCAUCCACCGCAUGGAGCCGGUCAUCGACUCCAUGCUGAAGCAGACCUGGCCGGCAGCUGAGAUCAUCUUGAGCGUGCCCCACAUGUACAACCGCACGGGGGAGACCUAUGAGAUUCCCACUUGGAUGCGAGAGAAGCCUAUUCGCCUGGUGCGCUGCGAGGACCUGGGCCCCGGCACGCACUUGCUGAAUGGCCUGCGCCUGGAAAGGGAUCCCUGGACCUUCCUCGUGGUGGUGGAUGAUGACCACAUCUACGGCCCCGAGCUCACGGAGCAGCUGAUGCGCGCGGCGGUGGGGAACCCGGGCUCCGCGGUGGCGGCGCAGGGCUUCUUGUCGGUGCCUGAGCUGCUGGACUCCCCGGAGCUCCGGCUGCUGGAAGAACGAGGCUUCCCGCCGCCGCGGUAUCUGCAGGACCAGGGCUUCUCUGCUGGGCCGGUGCUGGUGAGCUACCUAGGCGUGGUGUACCAGCGCGGGUUUUUUGAUGACACGGUCUUCGAAUACAGCGAGUCCUGCCAGCAGUGCCGCUACCAGGACGACAUGUGGUUCUCAGCCCACCUGGCGGCCAAGGGAAUUCGGCGAUUGAUGCUCGGGUCGGCGCUGGGCGUGCAGGAGCUCAGGGACAUGCAUCUGGGGCCCGAGUCCCUGACCUAUUGGCCGGAGAACCGGCCGCGCACAGUCAGUGACGACUGCAACCAGGGCCUUUUGCAGGCGAACCCCGGGCUGUGGACCUUCCGCCGGCGUGUGGUGCUCUCACUGGGCGGCCUGCCGCCGAAGCUCGAGGAAUCCGAAGCAUCUCGAAGCGAACGACAUGUCCAUUCUCCUCUCGAAAAGAUGGUGCUCUUUUGCCAGGUGUCUGCGGCAUGGCAAGAGGUGCUGGCCAGCAUCAAGAGGCUGUCCAGAUGGCCAGACCUCACAUACCUUUGCAGUCCUGGCUGGGAGAAGGAAGGGGAGGGCUUUGUGGUUGGGAGGUCCUUCAUCCUCGAUGGGCUGCGGCUUACUGGCUCAACGGCCUGUGCGGAAGGCGAGGGACGCGUGUCGCAGCUCCUGCGCGACACACUGCUUUGGGAGGGAGAUGCCAACACGGUCUUGGUCUUGGGGUCUCUGAGUGACCUCAGUGAUCCCGAGGAUGUUUGGGCCGCUGCAGACUGCGCGGCUGACAUGUACGACGCAACAGUCGAGGAGGCAGAGAAUGAAGAGCAGGCUUUGCGUGAUGUGGGCGAAACAGCCUUGCGACAGGCGAGCACGCUGGAAAGAUUUGGUUAUCCGCUGCUGAACUCUCUGUUCCGCCAGCGUGUACGCAGUGACCCGCCAAGGAGGGCGGAGGGCAGCCGGUCGUGGCCGUACUGCCGUGUGGGCAAAUGGCUCGCUGCCAGCGUCGGCGCUUUCUCUGCGAGAGGCUGAUGCAACAUGGGGCAGGAAGUUAAUGUAUGUUUCGCGGUUGAUCAUGUGGAGCU